AUGCUACUCAGGACAAUUCCGGAGGUUUUUUCUGAUUCAGACAAUAUACCAUAUAUAGUAGUAUUAAGAGUUAAUGACAUAGUUUGUAGAUGUGUAGUGGAUACUGGUGCUGUCAUCAGCUUGGCUCGAAGAUGUAUAUUCUCGGAAGAACAAAUCAAUUUUGAGGGCAAUGAUGACAUUUUCUUGACAGGAGUGACAGGACAUAAACUGGAAACCUAUGGCACAGCAUUGGUGUCAAUGGGCUUUGAGGGUGAGGAUCUGAGAGAAAAUAAAACACAAUUGGUUGUAUGUGAGGACCCAAUUUUGGGACGAGUGGAGGAAAUUUUGAAGCAUUCGUCCGUUUGGCAUAUAACCCAAUCUAGAAAGCCAAAUGUGUAUCCUACACGCAUCUUCAAUAGGCAAAGAGUAAGGAGCGUUCCAUAUUCUUUGCAAUGCAAGUACGAGGAUAAUUGGACAGGCUGGCUUCAAAGAGUGAGGACAUAUUUUGGCAGUUUCAGAAGACUGAGUCAGAACUCUACGGACUGUGAAAAAUCCACGACAGAUGAAGUUCAUAGCCCGCAAAUGGAAAAUUCAACCGUAAAUAGUGAUGAAAAUCAGUUCACAGAAGGACAUGAGGGAGAUAUGGAUGCCCAGCAUCAAAAUUUGGAGGAGAACCAGAAAUUUAUUGGAGAACAGCUGGACGUACACCUCAUCGAAGAAGAAUAUCAAAGGAUCAAGGUUGUCGAGACGCUGGGAGAAGAAAAAAGUCUUACGAAAACAUUGGAGUUUUUUGAUGAGGCUGACAAUGCUGAGUUGAUUCGCACACAGGAGUCACGGAGCGAAAUUACUGAGGAAAUCAAGUUGCAGAAAAAUAAUGUAAAUGUGAAUGUACCUCAUCCGGAACUGGAAGACACUGAGAUGGUUUCCUCUAACGAAGAAAACACCAAGCUCCUGACCAUUCUAGAAGAUUUUCCGGCAACAGUAGACGAACCAAUAACCAAAGCUGAUCUGAUUACUAUGGAUGAUCUGGUGAUUCCUGCAAGAACAGAAGCUAACGUGCGAGGAAGUUUGAAGAUGGUCUUAAUGGGAGAUGUACUAGUUUGCGAGCCCUGCGAUAUAGGAAAUCCUCAAGCACACGUAGCUCGCACAGUGGUGAGGAAUGAACAGAAGAUUCCAGUGAAGAUGAUGAAUUUAUCGUGGAAAGAAGUCAAGCUGAAGAAGGUGGAAACAACCCGUAUAAUGUAUCACUGUGGGAUGCAUAGUCACUCGUCUUUGGUGGAGGGAGGAAUUUCAAGUUAUGUGGAUAGGCUGGGAGCAGAAGAUUGCAGGCUACUUCAUCGCUAUCGCGCACUGAAACUCUAUGAACAGGAUAUUGGACAGAUAACGAUGAAUGGAUCGACUACCGCUUCACUUACAAUCUUGGGAUCGGUAGAUGCUACUGGAUCAUGUGACGGAACAAUAUACCACGAAAAUGGACGAACCUGGAAAGAUGUUGUCAUCAUGGCCAGCGUGAAAAUACAAGCUAGGGAUUACGAGGCCAAAGUCAAUCUCAACGAGAAUGAGAUUAGCUUACAGGGAGGUGUAACUUGUCCCUUCAUGAAAGGAUACUGUUUCGAUACUAUAUUGGGAGAAAGUGUAUGGGACAAUGACUAUGAACAGGCAUGUUUCAAGCUAAGAAAAUUAGAAGAAGAUGAUUUGUCACAAACAGACUCCAAAAGUAGGAAAUCACAAAAAAAAUCAACCAAAAGAGACGAAGAUUUCGUUUAUUUUGAGGCAAGCGAUAUUAGCGAUGAUGAAGAUCAUGAUAUUAUUCCUGUUCCUCCAAAAUUUCCAAAGGAGCCAAAGCAAAAAUCGUCAAAGGAGCUGAUGAGAAAAUCGUCAAAGGAGUCAAAGGAGCCAAAGAAAAAAUCAUUUGCUGAACUAAAGCCAGUUGAUAGACCGCGAAAUAAUAAUAAUUAUUUUCUUCCACCAAGUAGUCCCAAACCUAAUCAGGAUCAAAUAGAAGUCUCACCAAAUCAAGGCAACUAUAAAUGCCACUGCGAAAAACCUUCAAAAAUGGUGGAACGCCUGCUGCGCGACAUGCAAACGAUUAAAUUGGAUGUUAGAAGUCUGGUUUUGGAAUUAAACAAUAAUAAGUAA
Phaedon cochleariae (mustard beetle) is the source of this 2118-nucleotide messenger RNA. NCBI's taxonomy places the organism in Eukaryota, Metazoa, Arthropoda, Insecta, Coleoptera, Chrysomelidae. The record is from the annotation of a GenBank genome assembly.